CUCAUAGGGUUAGAGUGGCAGGCUGGCACACAGGAACCACUGCUUCCAGUCCUGUAGGACUACACAGGGACAGGAGUCAGUGCUGAGUUUAAGUUCUAACAACCAGAGGGAAACAGAUAGAAGACGAUAACGGUGUUCCGUUUGUAAACCUGAAGAAACCUGAAACAUGGACAGAAGUACCGAGACUGAGAGCCACUGAGAACAAAUGGAGAAAUUGACAGCAGGCAGAGUCUGCGUUUUCUGGCUUUGCUUCAAGAACCCAUCCAUGUGCUUUUGUCAUUGAUGUUUCAUAUCAACGCUGAAGAAAAGUACUAGAAGAAUCUAGGUGCUUGAAGAACAGAUAAAAUGCACAUUUCUACCAUUAUUAUCCUCCCUAUGUUUUGGAGCCCGGGGCAUAGCUUCUGCCUUAGAGGUGAUAAGAACCAAGGGUGAUUGCAGAAGAGUUGGCCCUCCUGACAGAACAAGAAAGAGACAAUGGGUUGUACAGGGAUGACAACUUGAGAUGACAACCUGGGAAGAAGCACCAAGAGAAAAAGAAAAGAGCGAAAGAGAGGGAGAGAGAAAAGGAAGGUGAAAAAUGAGUGUGCCAAGGAACUGUGGAUUCUAUUUCUCCGCUGAUCGCUCUUUCCAAGCGCGGAACGGGAAUGUCUGUGGAUCGCCCUGUUCCGUCAACAGGCCUAUUGACAUCAUACAAAAACGCAGGCGUUUUGAUGUUGAGAAUGGAUUGUCAGUGGGGCGUAGCCCUCUGGACCCCCAGGCCAGUCCCGGCUCCGGCCUGGUGCUCCAGGCCAACUACGCUCACAGCCAGCGCCGGGAAUCUUUCCUCUACCGCUCCGACUCUGACUUUGACCUCUCACCCAAGGCCCCCUCGAGGAACUCCUCCACUGCCAGUGAGCUGGAAGAAAGCUUGAAGCACUGGGAAGUCAACUGGUUGUCUCGACAUGGAGAAGACAUGAUUGUGACACCAUUUGCACAGGUACUUGCCAGUUUGAGGACGGUAAGAAGUAACUUCGCCGUUUUGACCCAUCAGCAAGAUCGUCAACCCAGCAAGAGAACUGGCAGUAACCCACCAUCCAUGUGCAAGACAACCUUAGCAGGUGUGACAGAGGAGCCGUUCCAGCAGCUGGCCGUGGAGACUCUGGACGAGCUGGACUGGUGUCUGGAGCAGCUGGAGACUCUGAAGACACGCCACUCUGUCAGCGAGAUGGCCUCCAACAAGUUCAAGAGGAUGCUGAACAGGGAGCUUACUCAGCUAUCAGAGACCAGCAGAUCAGGGAACCAGGUGUCAGAGUUCAUCUCCAGCACCUUCCUAGAAAAGCAACACGACAUGGAGAUCAUGUCUCUGCCCACCAAGGAGAAGAAGGAGAAGACGGACAAGAAGAAGCGCCCCAUGUCCCAGAUCGUGGGGGUAAAGAAGCCUAUCCUGAUCCCCAGUGUGGCCCCCUCCAGCAUUCCCCGCUUCGGUGUCCCUUCCAGUCAGGAGAGCCUCCUUGCCAAGGAGUUGGAAGAGAUCAACCAAUGGGGUGUGGAUAUUUUCAAAAUAUCUGAAUAUUCUGCGAAUCGUCCACUGACGGUGGCGAUGUAUUCCAUUUUCCAGGAGCGAGAGCUGCGGAAGUCCUUCAAGAUCCCUGCAGACACCUUCAUCACCUUCAUGAUGACCCUGGAGGACCACUACCACCACGACGUGGCCUACCACAACAACAUCCAUGCUGCAGACGUGGUCCAGUCCACCCACGUCCUUCUCUCCACCCCCGCCCUGGAGGCUGUGUUCACUGACUUGGAGAUCUUGGCUGCUCUGUUUGCCAGUGCUAUACAUGAUGUGGACCAUCCGGGGGUGUCCAACCAGUUCCUCAUCAACACCAACUCAGAGCUGGCCCUGAUGUAUAAUGACGUGUCAGUCCUGGAGAACCACCACCUGGCUGUGGGCUUCAAGCUGCUGCAGGAGAACAACUGUGACAUCUUCCAGAACCUCAGCAAGAAACAGAGACAGUCCCUACGCAAGAUGGUCAUAGACAUGGUGUUAGCCACAGACAUGUCCAAACACAUGAACCUGCUGGCGGACCUGAAGACCAUGGUGGAGACCAAGAAAGUGACCAGCUCUGGAGUGCUGCUGCUGGACAACUAUGGAGAUCGCAUCCAGGUCCUCCAGAACAUGGUUCACUGUGCUGACCUCAGUAACCCCACCAAACCCCUGGAGCUGUACCGCCAGUGGACCGACCGCAUCAUGGUGGAGUUCUUCACCCAGGGGGACAGGGAGAGGGACAAGGGCAUGGAGAUCAGCCCCAUGUGUGACAAACACAACGCCUCCAUCGAGAAGAACCAGGUGGGCUUCAUAGACUACAUCGUUCAUCCUCUAUGGGAGACGUGGGCCGACCUGGUCCAUCCCGACGCCCAGGAGAUCCUAGACACGCUAGAGGACAACCGUGAGUGGUACCAGAGCAUGAUCCCCCACAGCCCAUCGCCUACCCCCGAGGCCCAGGACAAGGUGGGCCUGCCUGGGGGAGCCAUUGGGGCCGGAGGGGGUGGAUCUUCCAUCGGAGACAAAUUCCAGUUUGAGCUGACCCUAGAGGAGGAAGGCGAGUCCGACACAGAGAGCCCCCCAGAAGAGGAGGAGGGGUACAGUAGCACUGGGGCGGAGCCUUCUAGAACUGACCCGGACAGCAGACUCCAUUCCGUGUCUGCCACUGCUCACCCACACUAUCAGGGGCUUUCCAAAAUGGCCACCUCUGUCCUCAAUCUCGGUGGCACGACUUUGUCCACCGACUCUGACCCAGAAAAGGAGGCAGCCGAAGACAAAGAACAUGACCAAGAAGCCAGGUCUACGACGAAGGAGCGAGGAAUUUUGCGGGGACACGUCUUCCUUUAUACUACUUAUGACCGCUUGAAACAAUUGACGGCGCUUUGAACUUAGUAACAACAAACACCAUCAAGUAUUUUGAGACUUUAUGCCAAACAGCGCAAUAAACAGGAAUUUGGCCAAUGGCAAUGUUUGCCUGCCUUUACAACUGUUGAUGAUUUGAUAUUUUAUUCAAGUCCUUUGCAGACCUUACCAGAUAUGUACCACAAAGGACAAAGUACAGAGCAGGCCUUCAGAAUGGUUUGAGGAAGAGAUUGUUUAAAAUGCAGCAACAAUACUUUUUGGGUACCACUGUUGCAACUGCUACUAGGUGCCUCGCAAGGGGUCUUGUGCUAAGAUUGACUGAAGCAGCAGCAGCAUUACAAACACUUAACAACUGGUUUAGGGUCAGUUCUUCCUCACACAGUCCUAACCUGAACUGUUACGUGUACACCUACAAAACCAACCCUGAGCCAGUCGUUAUAGGGGCAUAAAAGUAAGACAAAGCUAUGCUGUUUGCACCUGGCGCCUCCCAGUGUUGAAAUUCGGAAUUGAAGUCAGCCCGUGUAAUACAAUUCAAGACAUUGAAAAUGCCCAUACCUACUGUAAAUUGACUAUAGUUAUGUUAAUUGGAUUGGGUUUAGCUAUGGUUUUAUUGUACCCAAAACAAGGACUUUAGUUAAGAAUCAACCCUUUUCUGUAUGAUUUUAUUUAUUGGAAGUCACUCAAAGUGUAUACAUACUGCUUUAUGCUGUAAAUGUGUGUGUAGCAUUAACCUUUUUACGGCACUCAUUUUCAUCAGUCUGCCUCCACUUUUAGCACUUUACAAUUUAACUCACAGCCAAUAUCCUGCUUGAAAGGGCUUGUGCCAAUCCAUGAACACAUUGGAGGAAGGUGUAACCAGCACUUACCGAGCCUGGCACAUUAGGAGAACUGGUUGUUUUUUAGGGGAACCUGGACUAAGAUAAGAACUGUUUGACAGUAGGUCUGUAGACAAUGUCCUUUCAAGUCCAUUAUUGUUGUUACAAUACAGUAGGUCUCACGUUUUCCACAGGUAACAUCACCACUGGUCACAUUUUCAACCAGUUGAAUUACUAAAUAAGAUACAUUGGUAGCAUGUACUAUGUCAUCUGGGUUUGUGAAGAAAAUGUGUAAGUUGUAAUAUUUGCCAAACUAUUUCAGAGAUGUGUGAAAGAUGUGCCACUCAAGCGCAAUUCUGUCAUGGGCCAGUUCUCUGUGCCAGAAUGUUUUCCCCCCUUUCCCUUUGUCAUUGGUCAAUAUUCUGCUCUUCACAGGGACAAAGCCAAUGACAGUACAAGUGCCAAGCAAGCAUGACACAAUUUGUACUGUAAUUUCCAUUUUGCCCCUAGCUAAUUUCCAUCAAUGACUGACUGACAGCAUUGUUGAUCAUGUCACCCUCCCUGUGUACUCGUUCUGUCCAGUAGGUUUUCGGUUUCAGAACAAUAAUCCCCUGAUAACUGUACUUGUCUUAAAGAAGUGGUAUGUUUGAAUGGUUGGACGUUUUGAUGAAUUGAAUUUGUAAAGAAACCAAAGCACUCUGUAUGGUACUUUCACAAGUCUCUGCACGUCCAGCACAGUUGAGUGUAAUGUAACUUGACGAAUCCACGUUAGUUUUCUGUCUGUAUUCUGGUAUUAUACGGCCUGAUUAUUACAAUUGAUUCACAGCACAGGCUGGACCACUGCAGCUGAAAUAGGGGACUUGUUAGCUUAUGGAAUUGAACCUUUUUGUAACUAACCACAAUAUAUUUUGAUAAAGAUACAUGAUUUUUUUUGCUGCAAGAUUCAUAAGGAGAGUUUUCAAGUAACUAAGAUAAACUCAUCUGUGGACGAAACACAAACAUUGAACCGCCAUCGUGGAGUAAAUUUAUGUUGUGUUUUUACGAAAGAUCUAGAAAUGAGACUUUCUGGAGCCUUAUAUUUGCAUAUGUUUUCUUUCAGCAUAGAUUUGAUAUAAGGUGGAGAGAAACCAGUGCCAUGCAUAACGUAGCUAAGGAGCACAAACAGUCAAGAACUCAAGCAAGCCUUUCUGCCUUCCUCAGCUGCCAUGCAACAUUUUUUCACCAGCCCUUGCAAUGACUGUCUAACAUUUAUUGUUUUGUAUAUUUCAUUUAUUGUUUUGUAUACUUUCCUCACAAUGCUUUGUGUACAGUUUAUUUAUUAUUUCUAUAUAUAUGUCCGAAAUGAAGAACUAUAGACUUUGUCGGAGGCGGAGUAUUUAUUUGUAGCUACCUUCCGAGCUUUGGGAGAAGAAAAAAAAUGGGACAGAUUUCAACUACAGUACUCAACCAAAUGUUUUAGUUUCCCUAUGUCUGCCAUUAAAGAAAGGAAAAAUACUCAAACUUUCAGGAUUUUCUGGAUAACAUCAGUAGAGUAGGAGAUCCCAGUUUCAGACACUCUGUUCCUAUAUUUCUCUCCUGACCAGGUCCCGGUUUCCCAAAAGCAUCUCAAGGCUAAAUUGAACUUAGCCUUAUGAUGCUUUUGGGAAACUUGGCCCAGAACACCUGUCUACAGUCUCGACAAUCCAAACACAACUGUUUACUACGGGUUUCUAAGCGCUUACUGUUACUGUACGCCUGUCCACCUUUUCAAUAAAGGAGUCUUCAUGCCUUUGA
Salvelinus namaycush (lake trout) is the source of this 5469-nucleotide messenger RNA. Its product is annotated as cAMP-specific 3',5'-cyclic phosphodiesterase 4D-like. Gene Ontology annotation, biological process: signal transduction. NCBI's taxonomy places the organism in Eukaryota, Metazoa, Chordata, Actinopteri, Salmoniformes, Salmonidae. Gene Ontology annotation, molecular function: 3',5'-cyclic-AMP phosphodiesterase activity. Bases 578 to 2905 code for a protein of 775 amino acids. Gene Ontology annotation, cellular component: nucleus; cytosol; perinuclear region of cytoplasm. The transcript is spliced from 16 exons. The record is from RefSeq and is a predicted model, not a curated record.